This is a messenger RNA of Oppiella nova, 411 nucleotides long. NCBI's taxonomy places the organism in Eukaryota, Metazoa, Arthropoda, Arachnida, Sarcoptiformes, Oppiidae. The record is from the annotation of a GenBank genome assembly.
AUGGGAUCAGUUCUGGAAUCGCUGUAUGGCCUGCCAUUCGCUGUGCUAGAGGUGCCCAACAUAAAGCUGAAGAGACCUGGAUGGUUCAAACAGCCAUCACCAAUGGUGGUCUACUCGUUUGUGUUGGUCUCGUACUUUCUCGUCUGCGGAGGCAUCAUAUAUGACGUGAUAGUAGAGCCGCCGUCCAUUGGGUCGACGGUUGACGAGUCCGGCCACUCGAGGCCCGUGGCGUUCAUGCCUUACAGAGUGAACGGACAGUACAUUAUGGAGGGCUUGGCGUCGAGCCUACUGUUCACGUUAGGCGGACUCGGAUUCGUUAUCUUAGACAACACUCACUCUCCCGUCACACCCAAACUCAACCGAAUCCUCUUAAUAGCCAUCGGAUUCAUACUAAUAAUCGUCUCAUUCUAG